UGUGUUAGUAGAGUUUGAGAAUUAUUGAUGAUAUAUACUAGCUGGUAUUCAUUCGAUUAAUAGUAGGGAUUGACCUAUCGAUAUGGGAUGAUAGUGGAGAUUCUGCUUUCUCGCUCCACCUCGCUUGAGGAUAGAGAUCAUUCGGUGCAUGCUUGGUGGUUUAUUAGCCUCGAGGAGGUUGGUGGUGGUGAUGAUGGCCCCGCGAUCGUGGAUUGCGUUAUAGGAUGUCUAGGCACGCUCAAGCUGGCGGCAAGCGUCAGUGGGAGACACCUGUCUUGCUCUUCUUGGAUAUUCUAGAUAUGCGAAAUAGAGCCAUGGGCGAAUGUCAUCUAGGCUCGAAAUUGUUGGGCUUCUUUGGGCUUCAACUGUGUCUAUGUACUGCGACAUCGAGAAUGGUCAUACGUCCUCGAUAUGCUUGUCGGCGCAGAUCAGCCAAGUUGACACAGUCAUUUUCCGCGGUUGACUCGCGAUGGGUUCGAGCCAGCCAGUGUCAAAGGCCAGAAGCACAAGCUGGUCUGUUCUGUUCAUUUGCUUCUUGCUGGUUGGCAAGACGAUAUUCCACAUCUCCCAUCGUUAGUGCUGUGAACCCGGAAGCAGUAGCCAAAGAGGGAGCUCCGUUGACAUGCCUUCGUGGUCGAGAAGGACCAAGCACUGAUGGAAUUAGGAAGGCACAGCGAACCAUUCUCGACGGGGUAAAGAUCUGAAAGAUAAUCGGUGGCUUCUUCGGUAGGAAAUUGCCUGCAAAGCCGUCACAGAUGGAGUAAUGAAGGACAGACGGUGAUAAGUAUUGCUGUUAUGCCUCCACAUCGAUAUUCAGAAGAUGGCAUCUUGAUAAGCUGGAAAGAGCGCAUUGUAUUUCCGACAAGGCUGACAAGGCUGGAGGAUUGUAGCUGCCUGCACCAGUGUCGUUGGGGGUAAUGCAACUGCACUGUGCCGCCAACACAACCCAAUCAGUGAA
Molecule: messenger RNA, 958 nt
Organism: Aspergillus ibericus CBS 121593
Lineage: Eukaryota; Fungi; Ascomycota; Eurotiomycetes; Eurotiales; Aspergillaceae
Exons: 1
Coding region: 225-704 (159 amino acids)
Source: RefSeq, a predicted model, not a curated record